AUGGUUGCAAGCCAGGCGAGCAGAGCGCUCCAAAGUGGCAUCUGGCAUGCCGUUGUUGCCAUGCCUCUGAAGCUAAUGGGCUUCGUGAGAAGCAGAUCAACACGCAGGAUUUCGUCAAAAAGAAUACGCCGCAGAGCCGGCCAACCUAUGGCAUGCAGAGCACUUUUGGUGUUCUCCUGUCUUGCGCUUGAAGUUGGCGGAGCAACUGCAGGCAAUGCCGAGGCUGCAGAUCCCAGGCGUGCCACGGCUGUACAGGUUUCUUUUGAAGUGUUUCCUGUGGACGGCUCCAACAUACAGGUGGAGCCGCAGAGCAGUACCAAUGUGAACGUUAGAGCUGGCGUUGAGUACAAUCGCUUCGUAAUUCAUGCAUUGUCCGGCUUGGGAGUGUCCAAGCAGGACAUCCGAGCAAAGCUUGUACCGUAUGACAUGAGAUCGACGUUGCAGACGUGUGAGACAGUUCAGGCUUACAUGGGAUUCCCCUUCAAUGGGGCCGAAAAUGCGGUGGUACCGGGCACCACGCCGGAGACCAUCCGGAACGUCUUUGGCCCGCUGACGUUUCCGAACGGCGGCCUCUUUCGAAUUUGUUAUUCGCCUGAUGGAAUUCAAUGGCAGGAACUGGAACCGAGUAUAUCUGUUUUCGGUGCUGAAAGCACGACCAACAAGUUUUGGUGUCCAGUCACUAGCCUGGCGCGGCAGGAAUGCAAGUUCGAUCCCAGUAUCACAGGGUGCGAGUGCACCGGCAAGGUUCAAGGUUACAAAAGAAACAACAUGACAGAUGAGUUUAUGCUUCUUGGAAUGCCAAACCCAGCGUACCCUCCAUGGAGGUCCAGUCUGACUUAUGUGAACCAGGCAUGUGGAGGAGCUGUUGAUGCUGCUCCCUUUGUCAACAAGGUGUCCGAUGUCAGCAAUGAGAUUGGCUUCGAGAUCCACAACUUCGGGCUCAUCAAAGAUGGCUUCGGUCUUGGGGUUUGGAAAGUGUGCUAUUGCGCUGGCUUUGAUUUUGACAACGGUGCCGCUGAUGGUGGUGUCGUUACAGUCUGCUCCAAUAACGCUCCGCAGGAUUUUCCACAAGAGGUCGGGCUGAUGAUUGUGAUCAACGUCCAGUCCUUGAUGGGACAGGCAGGAAGUACCGACAUCACAGUGUAUCCCACUUUGCGAUUUGGUUUGGUUAUCAAUUGCGGCCACGAUGGAGUUCAGAACAGAGAACCUGACUCCGUUUCGGGAGGAUGCUCGACUGGCGACACUCCCCGCUACAAGAUCAUCCGCUCUUCUUCCGAGAGCUUCAAGCCCUACUACGACUCAGACGCCGGAUGCCGAUUUCUGCCGCAGGCCGCAACAGCAACCGAUGGGGCCCAGGUCUUGGGAGGACAUUUGGGUCCCGCGAACUGUGAGGGGCCCUCGACUUGCAAUGACUUGCCAGAGGAAGUCAUGAGCGGCAAAGCUCCAACCUUUCUUGAUGUGCAAGUUGAUGCCAGCUACGAGAAUCGUGUGAUGGUUGCCGCGACGUAUGAUGUGUGCUACUGUGACGAGAACUGUCUCAACAGUGCAUACUGGUUCAAGGCUGGUACGUUGGACGUGGAGCCUGUUGAAAGUCAUUUCACGAUCGACUACACCACUGGCUCUUAUGGCGAGCUGCCAGCCAUUGUUAACACAGGCCGAUUGCUUGUGAUCCUGGGAAAGGGCACGGAUGAGUCACCUGUGCAGGGCAGCUGGAGUGGAGGCACCGAUUCCAAGACGCGCGAGAUGAAGUUCCUCAGGGAUGAUGACGGAAACGUGGACAAGGACUCUUGCCUCAACACAGAGCAACCUCUCGGCAUCUCCGGACACCGCUUGAUCAGCGGAAACACGGACUACACGGAACCACAGACCAUCCUUGAGGCUGAAGAUCCUGGCCGUCCUCGUGGACAGUUGUAUGGAUUAGUGUGCAACACCGCUGUCCCACCGGUCUGUGCUGCCAACAUCCGUAUCUCUGUGCCGGGCUGGUAUGCUGUGUGCUACUGUGACUCCAAUUGCAACGAAGUCAGCAACUGGGCAGUGUUCGGACGUGAACUGAUUGCAGGCCCUCUGGCCAGGCAAACGUGGACGAGGUAUACAGGUGUCACCUUCAGCAUUGACGUGGAGGGUUACGAUCUGCAGGACACCAAUCGAGCAUUGAUCCUGAGUACCUCUCAGCAGCCACAAGACUGCGGCAACGUGGCUCCAACUGGAAAUGCCUUCGGUCCCGUGGGGCAGGCGACCCUCCACACGCGUGAAACAACGAACUCCAGGAUGUCAACGAUGGCCUGGUCUGACAUGGGCACCGAGAUCUCCUUCGACAGGAGCCAUGGCCUCAAGGAUGGUGACCGAAUUCGGUUGUCAGGAGUAAAUCCGGACCCGACCGACACCAGUCUGCCUGCGCGAAACUUGGCACUCAAACGUGCCGAGAUGUACAACACAGUGCACGAGGUGUUCGUGUCUUGUGAUGAUGAUGCUACAUCGUGCUGGAAGAUAUUGGUCCCGGUCAGAUUCGCAGCCGCUGAGUUUCCCAACAUCCCCAACGUACCGAGUGCAGGGUGGUCUCGGACGUCUAAAGAGACCUUCAACAGGAUCAAGGUGGCGGACGGUGCCCAGUCACCCGAAGGACGAGGUUAUGUGGUGUGCUGGUGCCACGACUGCGGCGCAGCGGCCACGAGCUUUAGCAGCUACGUGGGCCAGGCUGGCUCGAUCACGGUGAAGAUGCCGAACGCCAUGCCAGAGGCAUAUUUGGGCUUGACGACUAUCAUGCCUGACCAGUCGCCGGGUCAAACGAAUCCUGGAAGUCCGGUGGCCAUCGCGUUCGUGACCGGAGAUGUUGCGCAUUACGCAACCGCAACUGGUCAGCAGCACCUGGUCUUUGAGAUCAUGCCAGGGCUGGACGACAGUAUUGCUGGAAGUCCCGUGGUCCGAGAAGUGUUGCUUCCGCGAACCAAUCUUCUGGAGCCUCUCGUGCCGUCUGCCGACACCGAUGAGCCCUCGGAGGCUCGGCAAGACUUUUGCGGGAAGAUCUUUAUCGAACUAUGGUCUGAGGAUCCUGAUGGGUUUCCUAUGCCGGAUGGAUGUUAUUACAGUGAGGACGACACAGAUCCAACCAUGAUAGUCAAGCAGCUCCACAUUCUCUUCAGUGAGAGGAACCACUUGAAGAAGAACACCAGGUACAUGGCCGUCACCAACAUGAACGUCCUCGGGGAGUUAAGAUUUGAUUUUCCAGCAGACGGAGCAGUCUGGGUUUGGUCCAUGGACGAUGCUUUCAACAACCCAUUUGGCGUGAUCGAGAAGGGUGCCGCCUAUCCCGCUCCGGAGACGCGGGUGCCACCCAGAGACACGCUCGGGGACCCACAAUUCAGCCAGGUAGGCGAUCCUCGCUUUCAUGACGAGGGUGCAAUUCCCCGUGGAUUCCGACUGCUCGGAACAAACGGUGCCCUCAUCGAGGAGAUGCUGACAUUUUGCAUACCGCAUGAUGAGAAGAAUCCCAGCGUGUCGCCCUCGAUUGAGAAUCAGUGCAAAGUCUGCUUCAGUGAAGAGGAGUGUGGAAAUGGAGGCAAUGGUGUGCCGCCUGAUCCAUCACUGAGCUUUUGCCGAUCGCCAAUUGAUCUCAAAUGCUCUCAAGCAAACGGCAACUUGCUGAACGUGCCAGCCUUUGCUUUCGAGUUGACGGCCAAGCUUGGUUACCCGAUCACGCCGCAGUCCGUCCUCCGCCUCUGGCUCCAUCCGCUCACUCAGUGGAAUAUUGGUCCCUCAUGCCAGGUGGGCUUCUUUGCAGGAGGCUGUACCCCACCAGUUCCCGGGGGAACUUGCUCCAGUCCGAUUUGCCAGCCGGAGUCCGUGGUGGGUGGUACGGUUGUGGGCAUCGCCUCCUGGCCCAUCAACACCUUGAGGAUCAUUCUCCCCAACAUCAUGGCUCAAAUCACGGACACCAUCUCCAUGGCCAUGGAGAUUGGAAACUUGCCACUACCUGCUGGCGGCUUCUUUCCGUCGGUGGUCACUGCUGAGAUCACGAAAGAUGAUGGAUUUGCCCCCGACUACUGGGAUAUCCCAAAGGCGCUUGCAGUUGCUACGGUCCAGGGUGGAAGUGCGCGUCUCUACAAGAGGCCACAGAUUCUGGCGGCGUCGCUUGUGUCGAAGGUUGGCGACGGGAAUCAGGCCCCCUUCAAAGCUGACAAUGGCAACAGGAUCUACGCCCGCCUAGUGUUCGGAACCACGUUCUAUGGAUUUGGCAACUUGGUGGAGAUUAACUUCAAGCUUCCAGUCGGUUACGCAUGCUCAAUGACGCAGCAGGGUGGCACUGUCCCCGAUUUGGAACUUCUGGAAAACAUGUUCCCAUCCACGAAGGGUCGGUUGGGCGGCAAACUGACUGAAGUCCGAUAUCGGAACAUACCAGCGACGCCCGACGUUAUGUGCCAGCUCACUCUCUUGGCUGACAUGAUUGUCUAUGCCAGAACUGUGUACUUCGUCGAACUGGUUGUUGACAAUCCGACGGCAGCUCUCAAGAGAGAUGACCCGACCAACACAUGGUCUGUGGGAGUAGUCCACGGUGGCUUCAAUCCCGCGGAAGUCAUUCAGGACAAAGCUCUCUCAGCCCAGCAGCUUUCGUUCUGCCCAGCCCCGCGGCAAACGUUGUUUUGCUUGGAAGAUUUGGGAAACAACUACGCUGGUUCGCUCUCUGUGCUUGGCAAGCUGACAGACUUCUUCAUUGCGCCGUCUCAGUACGGUGUGGGGCAGCUGAACGCCUUGUCAGUCUUCUUCAUGACCGAGCAAGAGGUGGGCUCGUUGACCAGCGUGGAGACGGAGAUUUGGGUUGAUGCGCCAUCUGGCUUUGAUUUCGGCAUGUAUUGUUCAGCCGCUCCGCUCGACUCGAUUUACUACAUUCCGGAAGGUCGUGGCACUUCGCCACUACCGACCGGAGACCUCAUCCCGUGUGUUGGUGCUCCAACUUCGGAAUCCGAGCUGACCUACAAUCGGGCGAAGCUCUCAACAACAGGCCGUUUGUUGAGGCAAACCUUCUAUGGCUUUCAAGUCCAAGUCCAAAACGCCGCGAUCUACGUCCGAACCCAGCUCGACGAAUGGCGUCUCUGGACAUAUGUCAAAGCAACCGGCUAUGGAGUUGAUGGUACCUACGAAACAGCUCGAGUCAAUGAGCGUGUGCCAGCAGGGCCAGACACGAGCUGGGGCAUGUACCUGCAGGGCAUGCCGACUGCGAACUUCCAGGUGGCCUUCUCUACAUCGCGACCAACUGUGUCAGGGGUUCCUCCAGCAGACAUCACUGUCCUUCCCAUCAUUGUGUCGUUUCCCACCACCCGGGCCAUCCGAGUCACGGCACCUGCCGGCUACGAGUGGGACUUUGAUCAGGUGGACUUUCGGUAUCAGGCGCCGGGUGUCGGAGUAAAUCCUCUCAACGUGGUCGAAGGAGCAGAGGCUGAUAUUCCAAUCAGCGGCAAGCCUGCGCGUCCGAACUCAGAGCCGAAAAACGUUCUGACGAUGGACUACAUGCAGCUGCCAUGGACGCCUGGCGUUAUCUAUGGCUUCGCUUGCAAGAUCAGGAUUCCCAUGGUUCCCCCAACUGGCUCGGCCAACCAGUUCACAAUCGAGUUCGGAUACAACGAGGACCUGUUGGCCAAUCGGUUGGAAGCUGGCACAGCUGCUGCUCCUGUCGUCCAGCGCCUGAUCAAUGGCGCCAUCACCUACACAACCAGCAUUAUGAACAUGCCGGUGGACAUUACCUUUACCUUGCGCACCGUCACGACCAUACCGGAAGGUGGAGGGCUGGUGAUCAUCGGGCCUCCAAACUUUGUGUUCCAGCAGUUCUGCCAACCGAAACCUGCCUCCAGCUCGCCGGAACUGCCCUACGAUUCCACUUGUCUUUAUGCACAAAUCACUGCCACCGGGCAGCCGAGGAUCUCCAUCAUCGCCGGCCCAGAAGGGAUCCCUGGCCUGACCUACAAGUUUGCUCUCGCGGCAACCAACCCGCCACAGGCGGUGCCCCUAGACCAAGCUGGCAUCUGGACGCUACUUUCGUAUAGCCUGAUCAGCGAAGAGAUUGUCCUGGACCAGAACACUACAAUUCCGGGCUAUGCGGUCGCACGUCCGAUGGUGUCUGCUGGACUAGUCAUGCAUCCACGAGUUGAUUGUACUUUCACAACGUUGGAGGAGAGAGCCAUAGAUGCAACGCUGCCAGAGACGUUCUGUGAUUUCGAGCAUUGGCAGUUCUACCCCCCUAGGGGUUAUCGUGAUGAUCGACCGAACCGACCUACACAGCUGAUCUUCAAGAUGCAGCUCGGAACGCAGGUGGACGUCACCAGUGUGAUGACAGUGCGCGCUCCGGAGGGCUAUGUCUUUGACGCUGAAUGCCGUGUUGUCACCAAGCCUUCCUCGCGGAUAUUCAACGACUCGGCGGUGGACGGAGUCUUGCCUGCUGUACCGGCCAAUGUCCCGCUUGAUCCGGGGCUUCCUUACACGGUCCGAGGAUACGCUCAGCGAUACAAUACCUGGCCGGAUGCCGUCGACACCCAAAGCUGCCUCGGCCGGGAGAACGAGGCUCGGAUCACCUGGACAGCAGGUCUCGCACUCUUCAACACAUAUCUGUUUCGACUGUCAGUGCUUCGCAAUCCUCCAGUGACUCCCGAGUACAACUAUUUCUUGUUGGAGUACAACGGUGAGGCUUCGGAACCUUUUCCGGGCAUAGAUAUUUGGGCCUUUAUGAACACCACCAUCAUUCCUACCACCACAGCUGCAUCUCGUUCAGACUACCAGACGCCGAACGAGGUGACAAUACAGCUUCGCCCGGUCAACACGGUUCCAAACGGAGGCCAUCUGAGGGUGACCGCGCCCAGUGGCUUCCUGGUGCCCACGGUUUGCGUCAUGUCAUUGAGGGUGCAUGAGUCGGAAAUGCCCAACAUCUCAGCGUUUGCUCCGGGCCCUGAGCGUGCUCAGCUGCUACAGUGGGCCGAAUUUCUGCCUAGUCACUUGGUGUGUCAGGGCGAUCAGACCCCAUCCAGCCGUGGCAGGCUACUGCUGACGCAGGACAUGAAGUACCUGAGAAAGGGUGUACUUUACGUCUUGACGCUGGAGGUCUCAAAUCCGCAGACGACAUCAGCGACCCCGGAAGACUGGCAUGUGCAAUCGUAUGAAGACUUGACGGUCAACAAUAUCAUUGACGAGAGUUAUAUCCCUGGGUUUAUCAUCAACACGGCAGUUCAGUCGUUUGCAUACCUGGCCCCGGAGUCCACCAAUGCGUUGAUCAAACACAGGCUGGACUUCAACAUGUCAUUCCCAGACAUUGUCGCCAUUGGGGACCGCCUUCAAAUUGUGGCCCCUGUGUCCUACAUGUUCAGCGAACCGGGUGAUCGCCAGAAGCCCGUCGUCCGUGCCAGCUUGAUCUCCUAUGUUCUUCUCUUUUUCGUCGGCCUCUCCUCCUUCGGGCUCCGUGAUCUGGAGAGCUCGCUCCAGCAGCUCGCCCGGCCUCGCGCGAAUUGGGUGCGAGUCGUCCCGCUCUUUCACGGGACCAUCCGGUCUUUGGCCUUCGCCUCGGACGCGACGUUUUCUUCGCUUUGUCCUUACUGCGCUGCGAUGGAUUUCGACAAGAUUUCCAGGAAGAACCAACCCAAAGACUGGUGGAUACUUCCUCAGCUCAAUCUCCUGCUUGCUGUUUCGAUUUCAAUUUCGGCGCCGAGUUUCCUGCCACAGUGGUACACCGAGCUCGGAUCCAAGCUCAAUGCAAACUUCUUCCUGGUGGGUAUGCUGGUCGCAGUGACCUUGGCACGACUGGCACCAAGUCUGGCAAAGAGCCAUGGCCUACUGCACGUGGAUACUUUCAGUGACUAUGCCGUGGCCGUCAUUUUCCUCUUGUCCGGCUUCAGCCUGAAGUUGAGUGAGAUGCAGAAAGCAGCUCUGGACUUCCGCUUGAACCUGCUUACGCAGACGUUGUCCAUGGGACUGAUUCCGCUGUUGGCCUAUCCCUUGGUGCAGCUUGCUCACCGUGGUAAUUGGCUUCGUGGACAAUUGCUCGAUGGCCUGAUGAUUACGGCUUGCUUGCCGACGACUGUGAACAUGUGUGUUCUCUUGGCGAAGUCUGCAGGAGCCAACACUGCGGUUGCUUUGACCAAUGCCAUCCUUGGAAACCUGUUAGGAGUUUGUGUGACUCCCGCACUGCUGCUCGUCACACUCGGCACAAGAACCAGCAUCCAGCUGGGGCCGGCCGUGCGGAAACUUGGCAUCAAGGUGCUCGUGCCGGUGGUGAUUGGCCAGCUUCUUCGAAACUCCGCUGCUUUGCAGCGAUUUCACGCCAAGAACGGUGCGGCCUUCAAGAAGCUUUCGGAGUGUCUUUUGCUUCUGAUUGUCUGGAAUGCCUUCAGCAAUGCCUUCGCAGCCGGCCUCGGGGUGGGUGGCAAAGAGCUGGCAGUCCUUGGAGUGCUGAUGCCCGCGUUGCACUUCGGUGCCCUCACGGGCUUCAUCAAGAUCUUGACAUGGAUCGGGACAAGCCCGGCGGAUGCAGUCGCAGCGUCUUUUGCAGCCUCCCGGACUCGCAAACGGAGCGUUUCUGACGAGCUUCCGCACGACCGGGGCUUCAUUUGUCGUGGCUGUUGGCUGAUGCUCACAUCUCAGGCAAGUCAGAAGACUCUCGCCUUCGGACUGCCUCUGAUCAAGACGAUCUUUGAAGGAAGUUCGUGUCCCAGAGUGACGGUGUGUGAUGCCUACGAUCUGUUGGCUGUGCGUGCCUUCCCAUCAGAUGCGAAUCCGCCACAGACGCCGGUCAUCAACCUUUUCCAAGUGCGCCAGAUGGACGCAAACGGGACUGUUAAGACUUCCCGAAUGAUAUCGGGCUAUGAGAUCGUCCCAGAACUCGUCAAUCCCAUGGUGCGUCAGGAUCCCGCCAUUUUCCCGUGCCGGAUCGACGUGAACCUGGUGACCGGCUUGCCCUGUGAGGGCACGGGCUCCUUCUCUGCGGCGGUGAUCAGCUUCACCGCCUCCAGAAGUGCGGAGCUGGUGUCCAUGCAAGCCCACGUGAACGGCGAGUCUUAUGAUUUCACAAAUGCUCGGUUCGGAGAUGGAAUUGACGGCCCCAUCGUUGUGUAUGGCAGAGACGAGAAGAUUGUUGUCGUGGAGAUGAUGGUGCACAACGGUGUUCAAGCAAGCAUCACCGUUCACAACGUGCGCAAUCCGAUGACGCCCGGCAUUUCCAAAUGGAGCGUGACGACGUACGUCAAGGGACCAAUUCCUGGAGUUCCGACGACAACUACUGUAAUGCCAGUCGUGGCGUGUUCUACAACAGGAGGGGUAUGUGGAAUGUUCCCACAAACAGAAGCAAGACGAGAUGAAAAGCUCGACCUUGACGGCAUGGCUGUGCUCGGAUAUAUCAGUGCACUUUCGAACUCGUUCAUAAAUCCCAUCUAUUAUGGUGUGAACGAUGCCCUGGUGACGUUCGAGUUGCGUGGGGAGACGCCACAUGAAGUCAACGAUGUGCUUGUGAUACAAAGACCUCCAGGCUACACGAUGCAUGAAGGAGGCUUGCGUGCUCUGAGAUCGGUCAGCUUUGGAGAGAAUGGUUUGGAUUUUCGGCGGCAGUGGAGUACGGAUUUCAAUAAUCCCGAGGACUACUAUGCCGUUCUGACGCAGCCGGUGCCCGCCGGGACCACGAUCCGAUUUCAGCUUGGUGUGGCAUCGCCACCUCUCGCAGAAAAGGUGAUGAACUGGUACUUCAGAACGUGGAGGGUGGAGCCGCUGGUGGACGAGGACGGAGCAGUGGUCGACGCCUCCAUGCCGAUCUAUCCCUGGAUCGGCCGAAUCAUCACGGCAACCGGAACGAGUGACGGUGCUUUCAGUGGCUUCCUGCUUGUAGGGCAAGUGCCCUUUUCGGUGACUCCCUCCUUGCAAACUCCAGGGGCCGAGAUCAAGCUGACCAUCAAUUUCGGUGUGGCAGAUGGUGUGGAAGCCGAUGAAAGCGUUCGAAUGGAGGUCACUGCACCGGAAGGCUUUGUCUUUGCUGACUCCUGUCGAUAUGGUGGAAGCCCCAUCUUCUCGAAGUGCACCGGCUUCUUGAACCAGGCAACUUUGGUCACGGCACGUCCCAGGCUGCGUGGGUCGGACAUCACCGUAGACCUUCGCGUCAGCAAUCCUGGCUUGACACCCUCGCCAAACUACUUCUAUGUGGCCCUUUUCCAAGAUGCAAGUGCCCCAGGGAGAGCAGUCAGUAUGUACGGUGGUCGCAGGCAUGGCUGGAUUUGUACUUUAGACUCCAUCGGGAGUCAGUCCAAGGCUACCUUGAUUCUGAUUCUGAUCCUAGAGCUGGAAUUUGAAAGAACGGUUCACAACGUACCGGAUCAGGACGUGAUGAUAUGGCUGAUCUUCUCAUCGGCCUGUGUGGCCGCGCUGGCGGAGCGCCCGUCGCUUGAUGCCGACGGCGUUCGCCAGGCAAGCUUGCAUGCAGACGGAGACCCGCGUUCAUGGUUUGGAGCUUCCUCUUUCCUGGACUUGUGGGGAGCGAGCUCCUCGAAGGCGCGGCACCAUCGACAUCAAAGCUUCAAGCACGAGCAGGUAGUGAUGGCUGCUGGAACGGACCCCAAGGAAAGAAGGCCCCUGAGGACGGGCGAGAUGAAAACCAAGGAGGAGUUUCACAAAAUUUUCAAAAACGAUCAUUGGAAGUCCAUGUGGGAGGAUGCUGCGUUCCUCAAGGAACGACGACGUGGUCCGGACAAUCACUUGUACACUUGGGAAGCCUGGCAAGACUCCUUUAAAGACCUCGGUGCCUGGGAUACUGCUCCACCGGGGCCACCUGCGCGAAUAGAGGUGAACGACGAAGCCGAAGGUUCAACGGCCGCUGGGCUUCAGGCCAAUUCAGCUGCAGUCCAGGCGGCGGACGAGGAAGCCGCGAGACGCGAUGCGGCCGCUGGAGGAGCCUCGAAGAAGACCACCCCGGCGGAUGGAACCGCAGAAGCAGGCUACGCGCAAGGAUCACAGACACAGACGAAAGGAUCGCAGGACGCUCCGUGCCAGAAGGGAACUGCUUCCUCAGGAAAAAGCAAGGAGGCCACGAUUGCCACGAUAGGAAGUGGGCCAGCAAACCAAGCUCCACCGGACGACUCAGAGGAAGACCCAUAUGCGGAGCUGCGCCAGGAUGCACCGGUUGGCAUGGACGAGCCAAUCCCCGGCUCCAACAGGUGGGAAGAUUGCUUGCAAAGGAAUGCGCAUCCCUGCAGCGAGAACCACUGCUGCUGCGACGUUGGUUCAUCUCUGAAGGGGCACACAUGCGUCCGGUCGGCCAAAGGAGACAAAGACCCCAGCGUCGUGGCGAAGCAGAUCAAGGGCUCAACGGAUCGUUCGAGUUUUGGUCCCUGCGACAGCCGCAGAUUCACCCAUAAGUGCGGAAAUGGGUGCUGCUGCAGUGGAUACCUUGAGUGGAACGUGCAGAACGAGAAGUGCGAGGAGCCUCCUUCUUCCAAGGGGCCAGAUCCAGGAGAGCAGUCGCUUGCCGAUUCGGCACCCCCAAGAGAGGAGGACGCCAUCAUCCCUGGCUCGCAGACCUGGAAAAAGACCAAGAGCUUGAAUACCUGCGAGCUCAGAGAGGCUUAUUCCUGCGGCAAGGACCGGAAGCAUUGCUGCUGCAGGUUUGGCUGCGUGUUUAUCGAGACGAUCGACAAGUGCAGCAAGUGCAAGAACGAUGCGCCUGUCGUGAUGCAGAACAUGAUCCCGGCUUCACAGCUUUGGGAAAAGAGGGUAAAGCAGGGAAUCUGCAAUGCCAAGCGAAGUCAUCCAUGUGGACCUGGGUGCUGCUGCAAUGCUGGUUGGUCUUGGAGCAAAGAGCUCCGCGUCUGCCAAAGUGAAAAAGAGAAGAACGGUGGCGCAUCCCAGCAGGAACCAGGGGAGGAAGGAGAUGCGACCAAUCAAAGUGACCGCGAAAGCGAUGAAGGAGGUGGAUCUUCAGAGAAAGGCUCUGCGAAGUCAUCUGGAGGAACGAUUGCCCUUCUGCUGUUCCUGUGGGCUGUGCAGGAUGUAGCCUGCGUAAACGCAACCUCGAAGUUUCACUUGCGACCGAAGGGCAGAACGACAGAAGGCAAAAAGGACCACAGCAGGGACACCUUCGAUGCAAAUCUUCGAAUUCCCGGGCUGGACCUCAAGUCCAUUCCGAUUCGGUGCAAUGGACUUGGUUGGACAAAUUCUGACCCCCGGGUGUUGGCGUACGUGCUGAUCCAGAUUCGAGUGCUCCACGAGAUCCCUGCAGGAACGCUACAGAGAUUCACGGUGCGAGCGCCGGAGGGCAUCAUGUUCAAUGAAGAUCCAGCGAAGGUGACUGUGUUGCCGAAGCCGCUUCCAUUGCGACUGGCGAUCCCCACACAAGUAGCUGGCGAUCUUCUGUCCCUUUACCUGGAUGAGAUGGCGCUGGUGGAAGUUGGUACUUACAAUAUUCGCUUCGAGGUGAGCAAUCCAACCGUCUACCCGCACGACAACACCUGGUCCAUCUUUGCGAUGAAAGACAUCACCAUGGAGUUUGUCCACGUAAUGACAGGUUACUACGAGGGCCAAGCAUCUCCGUUCGAUAUAAACGUCGCAGCACAAGCUCGAACGAAUGCUGCUGGCCACGGUGCGCGAUUCUCGCUCCUGCUGAUCGUCAUCGUCUCAGUCAGCCGAAUCUUUGUCGACCUGUCGGCACGAAUAUAG
Messenger RNA from Symbiodinium sp. CCMP2592, 12666 nucleotides. The record is from the annotation of a GenBank genome assembly. NCBI's taxonomy places the organism in Eukaryota, Dinophyceae, Suessiales, Symbiodiniaceae.